AUGGGCAGCCGGGGGACGCUGGAACGGCCUUUUGGGCCGCGCGUUACCAUAGGGACGAGCAGCCGGGAGUCAGCGGAACGUCCUUGGCCGCGCGUUGCCAUAGAGACGGGCAGCGGGGCGACAGCGGAACGUCCUUUGGGGCCGCGUGCUCCCACAGAUCCUUUACGGCCGCGCAUUACCUUAGGAACGAGCCGUCGGGCGAUAGCGGGACGUCCUUUACGACCGCGCGUUGCCACAGAGACGGGCGGGGGGGAAGGCCGGAAACGGAGGGGCGGGGGCGGCGGCGAUGGCGGCGGCCGGUCCGGGGCGAAGAGGAGGAAGAAGGCGGAAAGCUUGUCUGCGGCCCCCGCUGAGCGGCGCGGCCCCGCCGUUGGGGGCGCGGCCGGAGAAGAGGAGCGCCGCAUCCCGGGGCCCGUCUCCAUGGGCAAAUGGAAGAACAAGGAGCGGGUCCUGGUCUUCUCUUCCAGGGGAAUAAAUUUCAGAACAAGGCAUCUAAUGCAAGACUUACGAACACUGAUGCCUCAUUCUAAAGCAGAUACGAAAAUGGAUCGCAAAGACAAGCUGUUUGUAAUUAAUGAGGUGUGUGAAAUUAAGAACUGCAAUAAGUGUAUCUAUUUUGAAGCCAAGAAGAAGCAAGAUCUCUAUAUGUGGCUUUCGAAUUCACCUCAAGGGCCAUCAGCCAAGUUCUUGGUUCAAAAUAUUCAUACCCUGGCAGAGCUAAAGAUGACUGGCAACUGUUUGAAAGGCUCCCGGCCCCUCCUGUCUUUUGAUCCUAUGUUUGACAAGGAGCCCCAGUACGCAUUGUUAAAAGAACUCUUCAUUCAGAUAUUUUGUACACCGCAAUAUCACCCCAAAAGUCAACCGUUUGUAGACCACGUGUUCACCUUCACUGUCAUGGAUAACAGGAUCUGGUUUCGGAACUAUCAGAUUAUAGAAGAAGAUGCAGCUCUGGUAGAAAUCGGGCCUCGCUUUGUCUUAAAUCUCAUAAAGAUUUUCCAGGGCAGCUUCGGAGGACCAACUCUCUAUGAAAAUCCCAAAUACCAAUCUCCAAACAUGCAUCGGCGUAUAGUAAGACUGGCCACAGCUGCAAAAUUCAGAGAGAAACAGCAAGUGAAAGAUGUACAGAAACUGAAGAGGAGAGAAGAUAAGGUUCUUCUUCCAAAGGAUCCCACUGAAGCUGUCUUCGACACUCCAGUAGAGAAGAAGCCAGUGGAAAUACAGUUGGUGAAACCAGAACCAAAAGUCGGUCUGAAAAAGAAAAAGAAAAAACUACACACGAGGCAAAGGAAAAUGCUGAAACGGAAGGCUUGAGUGGUGGGAGUGUGGAACGAAGCUAUGAAAAACAAGGGUGGAGAGAGUUUUUCUGUUGCAUAUUUAUUCGGCAUAAAAUGUGUAAAUACCGGUGUUACAGAGGACUCUUGAUAUUUAGUUAUUGUCAAAAAAAGAAAAAAUCCAGUACCAGUGACCUCUCCUGAGAGAUUCAGGUCUGCCUUUCACCAUUUUCUAAAUAAACAGAUUUUGGGAAAUCCUUCCUUAAAGUA
Molecule: messenger RNA, 1541 nt
Organism: Ornithorhynchus anatinus (platypus)
Lineage: Eukaryota; Metazoa; Chordata; Mammalia; Monotremata; Ornithorhynchidae
Gene: BRIX1
Product: biogenesis of ribosomes BRX1
Exons: 11
Coding region: 1-1311 (436 amino acids)
Biological process (GO): ribosomal large subunit assembly; rRNA processing
Cellular component (GO): nucleolus
Molecular function (GO): rRNA binding
Source: RefSeq, a predicted model, not a curated record